GUGCAUGAUCCGUACCUCACACCAUGCGGCCGGAAGGGUAAUUAAUUAUAUUCGUAAUCUAAUCUAAAAUAAUAACCCUUAGUCGGACAUGUUUAAUUAUAUUUAGAUUAGGCCGCCGGCCAGAUUGAUUAUGAAGGAAUAAAGUCAACCGGCAGGGCCAUUAAAAAAAAAAAAAAAACACAACCGGCAGUGAAGCCGGACCGAUAUAUGCUAACGCCGGCCGUGGCAAAGUCCAAUCCCGCUGCGGCUGCCGGCAGCGCCAUUGCCCAUUGAUCAUCCAGAUAUAUAACUACCUAAGCAUCACCAUAAAACAUCAGACAACGAAUUAGAAAAACAUCAUUGGACGACAUCUCAAAGUGCCAAAAUGGACAACUAUAAAUCGUUAAAUCGCCCAUAACAAAACUUUAUGGAGCAUUCCCUGUGUGAACCCAACAUAACCAAUAGACCCACCCACCCUAUCGAACUUGACAGUAAAAAGGUAAUAAUUGAUUAUACCGUCGUUGUCAACGACGAAAUGAGGUUUAAAACGAGUGACAUACAAGUGAAGAAAAAAAGUUAAUUCCGAUUUCCAAACACGAAAAAUUUAGUAAACCGAGUGACCAAACAUCUAAUUUAAACUCAAUCGAAAUCAUAACUUUAAUUUCCGGCGAUACAAUUUCAGAAAGCGAGAAAAAAAAAAACUGCAAACGAGCCGAGUGGAGCAGAUAGUGACGGCGGACGGCCGGCCAUCUCAGUCCAGCAAACCCAUCUCCUUAGUUAGCAUCCACGCGGCUGUUUAUCCGCUCCUUUCCAGCCUUCCAACCAACUCACAAAAUUGGGGGGAAAGAUUAAACUAAAAAAUGUCGUCGCCAUGACUCCAAAAGUCCAAUGCUCCCCCGCCAUUUCUUUAAUAACUCUCUGUAUUUUCCUUCCUCCAUCGCCAUCCAACCGUUUUUACUACGCCACUCUCUGCCUAUAUAUAAUCCCUUCUUCCCCUACCAAACCCUCAUCAAAUCCCACUGCAAAAUCAUCUCUUUCCCCUGCUUAAAUCACUCACAAAAACAGAGAGACAAAAAUCCCCUGUUUUUCAAACACAAUUUCUCUUUUCGUUCCAUUAGACAUGGCUCGUGCUUCUGGUAUUGCGUUGAUCCUAUUGGCUGUUAUCUCCGCUUCGUUUCUUUCCAACACGGAGGCGAGGAAGCUGAUGGCGACGAGCGGCGGCGGUGGAGCAAUAAGCUUGCAAGCUCUGUUCCAGAGCUUGCUUCUCAGUGCCCUUCCGAAGGGCACUUCUCCGAGCAAGAAGGGUGAGUCGACGACGACGUUUGAUAAUGUGGAGAAGUUCCAGAGGCAUCUUGUUCGUAUGGAUAGGAUCCUGGGCUCUGUUCCCAGCCCCGGCGUCGGACAUUAAUUAAUUACCUCCCCUUUCACUCUGUUUUGGUUUUGCUUUUUAUACAGUAGGAAACAGAGUACUUGAACAUUGGCGAUUUUUGUUUGAUUCCUAGGCAGUAAACUGUAUAGACACACUGAAAUCUCUUCUUCUUUUCUGGGUUUUCUUUGUUUUCGGUUCUUUUAUGCUCGAUUUGUACUUGUAUUGCGUCAUCACAACUCUGGGGAUUGUAUCUGUUAUCAUCAACUCCCCCUUUAUACGAAAGAGAAAUAUAUCAUUAUACAUCACAGAAUCUUUAUUCGCGUAACGCAUUCCCAUCCAAUUGGAGGCUUUGUGUGAAAUCCCCAGAGGCCGGCAGGAUUCGAGCUUUGCUUUUUUCGAAUUACCUUUAAUUUUAUGAUCACAGAUGAAUAGAAGGCAGAGUUCGGUUACACAUUUCCAUAUAAAUAAUAUCGCUUUCUACCUGCUCCAUUCUAAGGUAGUUGAUUGGCAGUUCGAUAAUUCAAGGGGAACUUAUUCCUGAAAAAGCCAUUGUUGCUGCCACCAAUUCAUUCUUCUAUAGGCUUCUGUUUGAGAAGGGUCUUUGGCAAUUUGAUGUACUCGACAGAGUGUGUAGGAAAAAUUGGAUCGAAAUACUCACAAACUCUUUUUAUUUCUUUACCUUCCCACAAUUCACAAUUGUUCAAACUCUCCCUUCUUUCUUUCUUAUUUGUUUUGUGUGGGAUGAAGAAACCAUAUAGAAACAAUGACUAUUUAUAGCCAAGUUCCAACACUAAAUUGUGGCCUAUACUUUGCCAAACUUAACUACCACUUCACACCUACUUAACCCCACAAAUAUAUAGGAAAAAAUCUCAAAGUAUACUUUGCCAAGUUCCAACACUAAGUGACCUUUUGAAUAUGUCUUUAGGGAAAGUAAUUUUGCAGCCGAUUACUUAGCUAGUGUUGGGCAUAAGUUUCCUUUCGGCACACAUUCAUUCGAUGUGUGCGACCAGAAACUUUGCUAUUGGCUCUCUUAUGAUGUAAUGGGUAUCUCCCAUGAUCGUUUAAUCUAUAUGAAUUAGGAUGCUUCGCAUCCACUUUCUACCAAAAAAAAAAAUUCCCAAAAUACAUAAGUUAUAAAAAAAAUUCCAAAGUACACAUGUUUCACAUUCAUCGUUUUUUGACAAACGCAGUGAAUACAAUCACCGCGUUAGACAAACACGGUGAACAUUUCAUCGUUUUAAAUUAAAACGAUGACGCAUUCACCGUCUUUUACUAAAACAGUGAACAAUUCACCGCGUUUAACCAAAACGAUGAAGACAUCACCGUGUUAUUUAAAAACGGUGAGCAAAUACCACUAUUUGUACUUUUGGAUCUUCCAAAUCAUUCCCGCAGGAGAUCCGGACCCAUUUUUUUCUGAUCCUUCGAUAAAAAGAUUCAUUCUCUUCAUAAAAAAUAGGAGGUAGAACCCAUAGAGAUUUCUUUUUGGAUUCAUCCCUGGAGUUGAAUACCUCAUUCAAGAUUUUUUUUUUAUCCAAUCCGUAGGAAUCAAUAAAAAAAGGCAAAUCCCUUAUGAUACACCGGUCAUUUGUUUAAUAUUUUAAUAUAUAGUUAAUUAUUAUUAAUAUAUUAAUUCUAUAAAAUAUAAAAUAAACA
Linum trigynum is the source of this 3001-nucleotide messenger RNA. Lineage: Eukaryota; Viridiplantae; Streptophyta; Magnoliopsida; Malpighiales; Linaceae. The record is from the annotation of a GenBank genome assembly.